This is a messenger RNA of Bacillus rossius redtenbacheri, 894 nucleotides long. RefSeq lists its product as uncharacterized. The record is from RefSeq and is a predicted model, not a curated record. The transcript has 2 exons. Gene Ontology annotation, biological process: DNA integration. Gene Ontology annotation, molecular function: nucleic acid binding. The coding region runs from base 1 to 894 and encodes 297 amino acids. Lineage: Eukaryota; Metazoa; Arthropoda; Insecta; Phasmatodea; Bacillidae.
AUGGGGCCCUACCCCUGGUCACCCAGGGGCAAACGAUUUUUGCUCGUGGUAACUGACAUGUUUACGCGAUGGACAGAAGCGUACGCCUGUAGCAACGCAAGGGCCACCACCAUCAUCUACAUCAUGACUCGUGAGUUCCUGCCUCGGUGGGGCUACCCGCAAUCAGCGCUGACAGAUAACGGCAGCCAAUUUCUGGGCAAACAGUGGCAAGAUUGGUGCAACCGGAUGAGAAUCCAGCACCACACCACCCCAGCCUACCACCCCAGGGACAACCCCACUGAGCGGAGGAACCAGGACUUGAAGGUCCAACUCCGCCUCAGGCUGGGCGACGACCACACCCAGUGGGACCAGCACGUCGUCGACGCAUUGUUUUGCACCCGCCGCCGCGUAAACGCCGCGACCGGACGAACCCCGGCGGAGAUGGUGCAGGGGAACAACCUGCCACUGCUAGGCGAGUGGGCUACCCACAGUGUCCCACACGCGGGAGAAGGAGAGAGGGAGCAUGCACGGCGCCUGACCGCAAUGCACAAGAUCGCCAGGCAGCGCCAGGCGAAUUAUAUGCAAGAAAUCACCCCCAAGACAGCGCGGGAGCCCCCCGCGGUACGAGCAGGUGAUCGCUUAUACGCCCGCGUCCACCCACUACGAGUGCGAAAAAUCCACCGCGACGACUUACGCCUCACCUCUAGCCCCGGGGAACCUCCACCAGAAGACCAAGACCAUGACGAACCCCUGGAACACGACAACCCGGAGGAGGGUCCCAGUUCAACACGCACAAGUGACAACCACGAUGACACACCACCAACACUAGAGACGAGCGCACAAAACUCAAGAGACCGACUACCACCCGUGCCAGAAAACCCGCACGAGGCAAUGACGCCUCACCAACAAGGGUGA